GCACCGCGCCUUUAAGGAACUAGAAUGAGAAGUGCGUGAGUGGGUCGGGACUGGACACGAAAUCUGAGAUUUGACUUGAUCCGCGCUCUAGUUUUGAGAAUGGAAAUCUAUGGCUUGCGGACAAGGGAUGCAAUUCACCAUGUUUUUGUAAACAGGCGGUGAGUUUUAUGAGGAUAAUCCAGGAGGUAUACAGGAUCUGCACACCCCACCGCUGGCCCCGUCGGCACGGUAAUUUGGGACAGAGGCAGGACUCUCCUGCUAGCUGCCACACCAGCUAACUCCAGACCUUGUCACCUUUCCUCCUGAUGCUGAGAGGUUUGUGUGGUCACACAACUGCCUCAACUACAGCUGUAUUGCUGUGAAGAUUGUCUCUGCUCCGGCUUCCUGGUUAAGUGAAACUGUGUCAACAACAUAUAUAUAUAUAUUGUCAGAAAUUGCAGUCAGACACAGAAGUCAAGAUGUCCAUCACCAACACACCUACCAGCAAUGAUGCCUGUCUGAGCAUUGUGCACAGCCUGAUGUGUCACAGACAGGGUGGUGAGAGCGAGACGUUUGCCAAGCGGGCCAUCGAGAGCCUGGUGAAAAAGCUUAAGGAGAAAAAAGACGAGCUUGACUCCCUCAUCACAGCUAUCACCACCAAUGGGGCCCAUCCCAGCAAGUGUGUGACCAUUCAGAGGACACUGGAUGGACGGCUGCAGGUGGCUGGACGUAAAGGGUUCCCUCAUGUAAUCUACGCCCGGCUGUGGCGGUGGCCUGACCUGCAUAAGAAUGAACUGAAGCACGUCAAAUACUGUCAGUUUGCCUUUGACCUCAAGUGUGACAAUGUGUGUGUCAACCCUUAUCACUAUGAGAGAGUGGUGUCGCCUGGCAUAGACUUAUCAGGACUGACACUGACCAGUUCUGGGCCUAGCUCUGCACAGAUGGUUAAGGAUGAGUAUGAUUUUGAUGGACCUCAGAGUCUGCCCUCAAUUGAGGGUGGGCACUCCAUCCAGACCAUCCAACACCCCCCAUCUGCCGGCCGCCCAGCCCCUUCUGAACCGUUUGCGACCCCAAACCUGCUCCCAUCUGCUGAGGCCUCCACCUCUGCCUCAACAUCAUCCUUCCCUGCCAUUGCUGCUGGAUCAGGCAGUGCCAGCUCAUCAUGGUCUAGGAAUAGCAGCUUCACCUCCAACAUACCCCACCACACCAACGGCCAUCUACAACACCACCCUCCUAUGCCACAUCCGACACACUACUGGCCAGUGCAUAAUGAGCUCGCCUUUCAGCCUCCUAUAUCUAAUCAUCCAGCUCCUGACUACUGGUGCUCCAUUGCUUAUUUUGAGAUGGACGUUCAAGUUGGGGAGACGUUUAAGGUGCCCUCUUCUUGCCCCAUCGUGACAGUGGAUGGCUAUGUGGACCCCUCAGGAGGAGACCGGUUCUGUUUGGGUCAGCUCAGCAACGUACAUCGCACUGAGGCUAUUGAGAGAGCAAGGCUUCACAUUGGCAAAGGGGUUCAGCUGGAGUGUAAAGGGGAAGGAGAUGUGUGGGUGCGUUGCCUCAGUGACCACGCAGUGUUUGUUCAGAGUUAUUACCUGGACAGAGAGGCGGGCCGAGCCCCUGGAGACGCUGUUCACAAAAUCUACCCCAGCGCUUACAUCAAGGUGUUUGACCUCCGUCAGUGCCACAGACAGAUGCAACAGCAGGCUGCUACGGCUCAAGCAGCAGCUGCAGCCCAAGCUGCAGCAGUGGCCGGAAAUAUACCUGGACCUGGAUCAGUUGGAGGAAUAGCUCCAGCUAUUAGUCUGUCAGCAGCAGCCGGUAUCGGGGUAGACGACCUCCGGAGGCUGUGUAUUCUCAGGAUGAGUUUUGUUAAGGGCUGGGGGCCCGACUACCCCCGCCAGAGCAUCAAGGAGACCCCCUGCUGGAUCGAGAUCCACCUGCACAGAGCUCUACAGUUACUGGACGAGGUUCUGCACACUAUGCCUAUAGCAGACCCACAACCUCUGGACUGAGAUCUUUACAACUGCAGCGUCACACUGCAACAUACAGUGGCAAUGGCAAGUCUUCCUCAGUAAACUGUUUGGGUGGAGAAGCCAGUGAAACAGCUGCAACACUGAAGCUGUCCCACAUGAAAAAAAUACUUUCAGGUGUGUUUGAGGCACCUUUGUGCACUGUGGCCUCUACUUUUGCUUUUGUAAGUAAGAGUGACACUAAAACGAGCCAAAGCCAUGUAUUGAAGAUAUCUUUAUCUCUAUUUUUGAUAGAUGGCUUUGAUUUGUGAUGACUGGAAUGAUGAACUGUAGGACUAGAAAAAAGACGUCACAGAUAACUACAGUUACAAAGCACCACAACAUGCAUAUAGAUGACCUGCAGAUCCCAUUAAAACUAGAAUGUACAGCGACUACUUAGAGUCCACAACCACCAACUACUGGCAGACAUUAGAUUGACUGAACAAUGAAAGAACACCAGAGUGCUGUACAGCUGUGGGAUGAGAUGACUCACAUAUCCAGUGUCUGGGCACCAGAGUACUGCUGGUUUUCUAUUGUGUCAUUUUCCAUUCGAGCUGUUACAGACUGCUUCUCACCUGGGCUAACAAGCAAGAUCAGUCAACUGUCAGGCUGAAUAGAAAAGCAGCAGCACUCACAGGAUCACCGCUCAACGUCAUGCUGGUCGCUGCCUCUCAGAUACUGGACACAGUCGAGGACCACCCAGCUUGGAUCAGGGCAUACUAGACCUUCACAGCCAUCCACGAAUAUCACAGAGAAGAAAUGAAAAGCGCCAUGCCUAAAGCAGACUCAACCUCUGAACUGAAACAAGGUCAAGUCUGUGGACUCUUCUAGGUCAGGUAUUGUCGAACUACAGGUUUAGACCUUAGUAUCUGGUAGUGGGCCUGGUGGGUGUCCAAUGACAAAUAGUUGUCCCCCCCCCCCCCUCUGAAUUAAACAAGAUUUUGGAGCAAAUGAAGAGCCCCCAGUUGAGGUUUUGGACCAGAGAAUAAUAUCCUUCUGUGGCAUCAUGACAUGCAAAGUUGAAUUGCCAAUUGAUGAUACAAUGUAUUGCUUUUUACUGACUUACUGUGAUUAUGUCAUGUAUUCACUCACUCACUCAAAAAUAGUGAUGACAAGAUGCUCAUUGAAGUGUGAUCAUUCGUCAUUGGUCACUUUCCACCAUGGUCGCCUCCCACCUGUUUCAGGUACAGUUACGGUUUUGGAAAACGCCCUCUUUUAUGCUGCCACAAAGGAUGAAUCUCAUACACCUGCGAACUGGUUCAGUAAGAUGGAGAGAAGAGGCAGACAGUUUGUCUUUGAUGUCUAAUAUAAUCACAGUACAAGGAUCAGGGUUUAUCAAUGUUUUGGCAAACCAAAGUACUAAUUACUCAGAAGCAUACUGUAACUCUAGUGUGAUCACGAGAGUGAGAAGGCCAGUCAGCUGCUGGACUUUGUCCCAGUUACGUUAAUUUGGAAGUUUCUUUAAUUACAUUUUAAAGGUGAUUAUGUUUUUGUAUUCAUUUUAAUGAAUAUUGAUUUUUUUUUUUUUUCUCUAAGCAUACCCGACAGACUCUCCAACCUACUGUAGUUGAGAAUCAUUGUACUUAUGACUUGCAGCCCACUAAUAUACUACUUGAUCCAGGUCUCUUGUGUAUAGUGUACUGACAAAGAUAUGAGAAUUUAGGACAGGCCCCCAGCAAUAUAGAUAUAUUUUCUUGGUUUUAUUUUUGUUACUUUUAUUAAUUGAUUUGUUUUAUAUUUUUAGCACUUUACUUUUUUUCUUGUUUUUAACUCAAUAACCUUAAUUUUGAGGUGGUUGUGCUGCGAUAUGUAAAAGGGAGUGAAUAGGUUGGUUGAUUUUUUUUUUUUUAUAUAUAUGUAGGUUUGUGAUGCAUUUGUGUUAAAAAUACUAAGACAUCUUUUUAAAAUCAUUUUUUGCCCUUUCAAUCUAUAAAGGCAUAUAUGCAU
Sander lucioperca (pikeperch) is the source of this 3935-nucleotide messenger RNA. Its product is annotated as mothers against decapentaplegic homolog 4-like. Gene Ontology annotation, biological process: regulation of transcription by RNA polymerase II; cell differentiation; anatomical structure morphogenesis. NCBI's taxonomy places the organism in Eukaryota, Metazoa, Chordata, Actinopteri, Perciformes, Percidae. Bases 459 to 1991 code for a protein of 510 amino acids. The transcript is spliced from 10 exons. Gene Ontology annotation, cellular component: heteromeric SMAD protein complex. The record is from RefSeq and is a predicted model, not a curated record. Gene Ontology annotation, molecular function: RNA polymerase II cis-regulatory region sequence-specific DNA binding; DNA-binding transcription factor activity, RNA polymerase II-specific; I-SMAD binding.